Molecule: messenger RNA, 351 nt
Organism: Thermothielavioides terrestris NRRL 8126
Lineage: Eukaryota; Fungi; Ascomycota; Sordariomycetes; Sordariales; Chaetomiaceae
Exons: 3
Coding region: 1-351 (116 amino acids)
Source: RefSeq, a predicted model, not a curated record
AUGACGGUCCGGAUGCACCCCGGUGCCAUGAUCGGCGGCGCCACGCUGCAGCUGUCGGCCACCUUCACUUCCCAGGACAGAUUCAACCAGGACGCCUCGGCGCUGCAUGCCAUGAUCCCCACCAUGUCAGACUCAGGUGCAGACGUCAUCUGCCUGGCGAAAAACAGCAUGCUCUGGCUGAACGCCGCCACCAUUUGCAACAGCACGGGCGACUACCUGGCCGAGCUGGGCAUUCCCUUCCGGGUGCAGUACAGCACGCUGUUGUAUUUCGACUACUACAACACCUACAUGGGCCCUUGCCUUAGCUUCGCUGCUCCAAUAACUCCCCAAGUCGACAUAAUGAUGGCCUAA